This is a messenger RNA of Cataglyphis hispanica, 1830 nucleotides long. RefSeq lists its product as uncharacterized. NCBI's taxonomy places the organism in Eukaryota, Metazoa, Arthropoda, Insecta, Hymenoptera, Formicidae. The transcript is spliced from 2 exons. The coding region runs from base 233 to 1447 and encodes 404 amino acids. The record is from RefSeq and is a predicted model, not a curated record.
UUUUCAUCAUGAUAUCUUUUAACAUCCAUCUUUCCAUCUUUCUUGUUUGAAAAGAAGAUUUGAAACAAUUUUUUUUUGAGGUUGUAAUUAAUUAUUUACUUGAAAGUGUGAUAUUGAAGAGAUAGAUAUCCGUAAGAAGAAAAGGAAAGACUCACUAUUUAUAUAUUUAUUCCUACGCUAAAUGAUCAUUAAGUGAUUUCCGCUGCAGAGCAAUUUGUUUUCUUAAUUCAAAAUGGCAAAGGCUGAAAUAAAUAACGAGAUCAUUCUGCUGCGACAUACGGUUCGUCAAGCACGAAUUUGUGUAGUGAAUAAGCUUAUCAGAGAAGCUAAACUAUUACGAAAUAGACACGGAAAUGAAACGCAACAGGAAAAAUGUAAAAAAAAAGCUGAUAAACUUAUCGCUGAAAUUUAUGCGUUGAAAGGAAUUAAAGAUGAUGAUAUUUCCAAGUUUGGUAUCAUAAAUGAGAAAGAUUUGACUACAAUAUUACAAGAUGAGUCUUUAAGUCAUAGCGAUCGCGUAAAAGCAAGAGUUGCACAUUAUAAAACUUUGUACAGAAGACUAAUGCAAUUUAAGGAGAAAUUCCCAGACUGUAAAAGAUAUUUAUUAGAAAAAAAGAAGAAAAAUGUUAAAUCGAAGAAUAAAGGUAUCACAAAAAAUAAAAAGUCUUUAAAAGAUCCUUUAAAAAAUCCUCAGUCUCAGAAUGAAAAUUCAGAGGAACAAAAAAUUAAUUCUUAUAAAAACAUUAAACACUCCCAAUAUAAAUCUCAAAAUGAGAAAAUAUGUAAUAUCAAAUUACUUGAAGCCACAAAUAAUUUGGAUGAAUGCGAGAAAUCAUUGAAUGAGGAUAGUGCACCCCUGAAAAAAGAAAAAGUGUCAAAGUUAGAAGAUGAUACAUUGGAGCACAUGGUUAUACAUAAGCAACCAAAUGUAAUUAAAUCAUGUAGUGUUACAAAAGAAGCUACUGUAAAAAAAUUUACCGAACUCUUAGAGGAACAAGAAUCUAGCAAAAAUGUGGAGAUGUCUAAUGAAAUUCCAGAUUCCACAACUGAACCACCAAAAAUGUAUGAUGAUUUUUUCGUUAUGGGAGACAAUCAAGAUUCUCAGACGAGUAAUAUUAGUGCCUCGACAUCACAUGUAAAAUCUCAUAAAUAUAAUACACGAGUGAAAAGUCAGUUCCAGUCAGGUAAUGGACUUAAAAAGCAAAACAUAAAGUACAAAAACGAUUCAAAUUUCCAUAAAAGAUAUCAAGAUAAACAAUCUUCUGUUAAGCGAUUAAAUAAUAGAACAUCUGACAAAAUUCAUAAGGAUAUAAAUAAGAGUAAUUCAAAUGAUGCCAAUAACAAAGAAAAAGACACUAAUUUGCAUCCUUCUUGGUUGGCUAAAAGAAAAGAGAAAAUCAUGAGCCAACAAUUUCAAGGAAAAAAGAUUGUAUUUACCGAUGAUUAGAUUAACAUUUGUAAUAAUUUAUAAUAGUAACAGUUCUGUAAAAUUAAUAACAAAAAACUUUAAAAAAUUGACCAAGGAUUUUGUAUCGAGAGUAUUGCAAAUUUAUGAUAUAUGUCUGUCAUUAUUUUAACGUAAGUGUUUACAUAUGUACAUUUAUUUGAUGUAAUUUAUGCAAAUGUUCUAUGAUAUUAAGAUUUUUUUACUUUGUAAAUAAUUUAUGUGUUAUAUAAGAUACAGUUCUGUGAGUCGAUAUACAUUUUCAUUCAUAUGUAUCUUGCAUUAAAAUAUAUUAUGGGCGUAUGAUGUAACAACAUAUUUGGAAAUAAUAUUUGUCAAAGAAUAAAGGCGAAUAAAAAUAUGAAUUUAAGCACUUAAAUAAAGAA